AGGUUUCUGCGAUUGUCCCGAAUGAGUUGCCGUAGUAUUGUCCCUGCAGCUUCCUCGUAGCGAAAGGCUAACACGCACUUGACAGAAAUGGCACAAAAAUAAGCUGUGUAAGAAAUAACAAGAUGACUGCGGAAAUAAUUUCGCUUCUGAAUGUUCUCACAAAACCUAGUAGUGAGGCAUCGGGGCUUGAUGCAAAGUUGUCGAAGGAAGAGGUGCUUCAAGCAGCACUGCUGGCCAACAGAGAUGCUCUCUUGGAGCGUCUGCACAGGGACAGCAGCUUAACGGAUGUGAGGCGUUUUAGAGAGGAGGUGCUGGCCGGGGAAAGAUGGUUCUUCAAUGACACAGAGGAUGUGAUGUGGUGCUUUGUCCAAGAGUGUCUCCUGUUGCUUCUCACCCUAGCACGCCACCUUUCUGCUGAACUUGAGCUUUUCAAUCGGACAGAUUCUACCCCUGCCACCAAACUACACACCCCUGAGAUGGCGCCACCCUUACCCCCAGAUGUGCUCAGUGUCACCCAGCAGAAAACACUUGGCGCAGUUCUUCAGUUUGUGGUUUCUUUAGGGCUCUGCCCGUACUUGGUUCCCGGAGUAGGCGUACCUCUGGGUCACAGGUCAGCAUUUGGUGCAAUGCUGGAGAAAAUGAUAUGCCCUCAAACAGCUACCGUGGCGCAACGCCGGCUCCUGACCACGACAAAAGUCUUGUUGCAAUGUGCUGAGCAGUCAUCUCUCGCUACACUGAUUUUCACCCGGCACCUUGGAGAUGUGAUAGCAGCGCUCUGUCAGCUUGGUUACCAGCCACAGCUGUCUGAGGGGAGCCCCACAAAGGAUGUUAAGGAGCUCAAUGAAGAGGAAGAACGCAGAAACUGCCAGGAGACUUUAAAAUGUCUUUUGGGGAAAGUCUAUCAGCCAGUUGUAAUCAAAGAACUCCUCAUAUUACAAGGUGGAAACACACAGUCUGGGACAGUAGGAAGCUCCAGUGGUUCCAAAGACAGAAGAACUCCGAACUGGCUAAGGCGACUAUGUGGUCAUUUGCUCUCUGAGCGUCUGAUGCAACCAAAUGGGGUUCGGGCUGUCAUUAGGGCCAUCCUGGAGGGAGGAACAGGGGGUGAGUCAGACUGGAGAAAAUGUGACGGUAUAGCCAGGAUCCUUGCAGCAUGCCCCCAGCAGUCCACAUCAGCAGACACUUACUAUAGGCAAAUCUGUUCUCAGAUCCUGGAUCUCCUGCACCUUAAAGACAAGCUUACAGCCCAGCAGUUCCAGCGAGUCGCUACUAGGACGGUUCUGUACUUGUUGCAAGAGAAGCCCACUUUUGCUCAUCCGUACUUUUUGGUUCCUCUGUUGAGUCCUCUCCAUCGAUGCAUCACUGCUGCUGAUGUUACCUGCCAAAUUGUUGUGGAGGAAUGGGAGCUGAUGCAAUGUGUGGAGGACAUCAACAAGAUCUGGGUGGUGGGCAACAUGCCGUCAACCCUCCUCAAAGCGUUAGAAGAAGUUCUACCUGUUGUCUUCACUCUCUUCUGUUUCACCAAGCAGAACGUCUCCAACCUACGAGUGCCAUGUCAGGAUAUUUUGCUGUGGUAUCUCAGCCACAUUGAGAGCUCCACAGCACUAUCAGUACUCAGGCAACUCUCAGGUCUUCAGGCGCAUGCUGAAGUAGCAGCUGGUUUUAGUUUCACCCCUGGCAGCUGUGGUGGAGUCCAACUUAGUUGCAGAGAUGACUGCAGCGAUGAAGAUAAUGCUUUGUAUGAGAAGCUGUCUGGAGAGCAAUGGAGGUUGGAGUGUCUAACAGACCUGUUGGCUCAACUCAAAGAUAGUGAUGUGCCUGGAGACUUCUUCCUGGACUUGUUACAGGAGUUAACUAGGUGGACAACAGAAGCGGCAGAAGAAGAGGAGAAAGAUGGACAUCAGUUAAACAUAUCAGCCAUGACGCUCCUGGAUGUGGAGCAGCAGGGCUGCGUUGCAAGGCAAGCCUCCACGCUAGCUUUGCUUCAGGUGCUGGCAAUAAUGGUGGAGACCUUGCAGCAUACUGUGCUGUUGAAAAAAAACAUACAGGUAGUUGGCUUUAUUGUAUCCCUGCUUGAGAGGUCUUGCAUUGGUCUGGAUCAGACUCGCAGUCUCAGUAUUGGAAACCCAAUAGAGAGCCAAACACUGACUAUGGGGAUGGGACUGGUGGCUACUCUGUUAUCUGAACCACAGCUCAGCGUGGAGGUCUAUUCCUCCAUGUCAAGGCUGCUCCAGCCACUGGCAACUCUAUCCCAGAAACACCCAGAGCUAUUCAUCCAAGAGCUGGCCUCCAACUUAAGAGCUGUCAUUGCUACCCAGGGUGCUUACCGUCCAGAUAACCUCUCUACUCUUGAUGCUUCAGGCUCCAAGGACAGUGGGAUGUCAUCAAAGGACAAUUACAUGCCCAAUAAGAAAACAGAAACAAAGGAAUCACAGACUCUUUCUGUCAACCACGCGCACAAAAAUUCUGUUACCAGACAAUCAGCAUCCUUUGGGGACUCUGUGACAAGUCAAACUUCACAUCCCUCGAAGGGAUUUUCUGAUUGGUUACUAGAGGCGUGUGACCCUGACAUUCCAAACAAAGCAUUUGCUCUAAGGACUUUAACCCAAAAGGUGCAGAGCAACGAUCCUGAGACUCUACAAGACGUGGAGAAAGUUCUUAUUCUCUUCCUUGAAAACCUGGAACAUGAGGAGUCCUUCAUCUACCUGUCAGCUAUUCAAGGACUUUCUUCUUUGGCUGAUUCCUACCCUGAAAGGAUCCUUAAAAGACUCCUGAGAGACUUUCAACAUGGUCCUUCACUCUCAAACUCCAACAAGUAUCAGUCCUUGGAGUUUCGCCUAAAAAUGGGCGAAGUCUUAAUGAGGGCAAGCAGAGCUAUGGGCGAUUUGGCGCCGCACCUGGGUCAUCCCCUGGUGGCUGUGUUCCUGAGAGGAACGAGAGACUCAGACCAAAGCAUCCGGGCCAGCAGUCUGUCUAACCUGGGGGAACUCUGCCAGAGAUUGGACUAUGCUCUCGGUCCACUGGCUCAGGAGCUGAGCUCCUGUUUAACUGCUGUGAUAAAGACCGAGAAGGAAGCGGAGGUGAGGCGAGCUGCUGUCCAUGUUAUUACCCAGCUGAUCCGAGGCCUUAGUCACAAAACCACUCAGGUCCUCAGGGAUGUUUUGUUGGAUCUCUACCGAGCGCUAAAGUGGGUGGUUCGCUGCGACCCAGAUGAGGUCACAGUGCUUCAUGCCCAGCUGGCUCUGGAGGAGCUCGACGCCGUUAUGCGAAGUCUCAUCUUUCCCAAGCAAAAGUUGGAAAAAAAAAUUGUUGUCCUGCCUUAAAACAGUUUUUGAAUUAUUAUGCUUCCGGCACUAGUUUUGCCUUUAAGUUAUGUACAUUAGUAUCAUAGCAAAAAGUGGCCAGACAGAACUACCAAUCACGUCUUUGGUAUUGCUGCGUGAUUUGCUUUGGAAUGAUGUAUUACCUACAAGCAUGCUUGCAAAAGUUGAAAACCUUUAAUAAUAAUAAUUUACAGUAAUGAUGUUGAAAUUGGCUUCACGGUGGGAGAGGGGUUAGUGCGUCUGCCUCACAAUACGAAGUUCCUGCAGUCCUGGGUUCAAAUCCAGGCUCGGGAUCUUUCUAUGUGGAGUUUGCAUGUUCUCCCCGCGAAUGCGUGGGUUCCCUCCGGGUACUCCGGCUUCCUCCCACCUCCAAAGACAUGCACCUGGGGAUAGGUUGAUUGGCAACACUAAAUUGGCCCUAGUGUGUGAAUGUGAGUGUGAAUGUUGUCUGUCUAUCUGUGUUGGCCCUGCGAUGAGGUGGCGACUUGUCCAGGGUGUACCCUGCCUUCCGCCCGAUUGUAGCUGAGAUAGGCGCCAGCGCCCCCCGCGACCCCGAAAGGGAAUAAGCGGUAGAAAAUGGAUGGAUGGAUGGAUGUUGAAAUUUGCAGGUUUGUCUAUAAAUAGAGCAGAAAUGUUGGGGGGAAACAUCAUGCAGAAUAAUCAUGACAAUACAGAGUUUAUAUGUUUUGUAUAUUGGGCUGAAUAUACAAAAUGAAUGAAUGCAAAUACCAAAUAUUUUUGUUGAAAAAAAUUGGAAUUUACAUCUAUUUAGGACAUUUCUCUGCUUUUCCUGAGGGUACAGCAUCAUCCCCACUUUUUUAGUGUUUCUCCGCUGUUCAGUCAUUGUGAACAUAUUUAAAACACAUUUUGUAUUGAAACUGUCUAAAUGUCAUAUCUUUGGGUGGGUUUGGAAGUCUUGAUCUGAGGAAGGGCUUUGUUUUAAUCAUACUCUCCAUUAAUUCUCUGGUUUUGGGGGGUGUAGUCGUUGAGACGACAUAAGGAUAAGUACUCAGAAAAGGAUCUGGCCCGCGGGCCUUGACUUGUGUGGUCUUCGGAUCUGUAGGACCCGUUUUCAUUUUUUUAUUAAAAAGAAAAAAUAUACAAUUAAUAAUUUUUUCAAACUGAGACUCACUGACUUUGGCUAAUUUUCUGUGAAGAACAUAUAUCAGAAUACAUAUUUAAUGACCCCCCCCCCCCCCUACACAA
This is a messenger RNA of Nerophis ophidion (straightnose pipefish), 4529 nucleotides long. RefSeq names its product transport and golgi organization 6 homolog (Drosophila) (gene tango6). The record is from RefSeq and is a predicted model, not a curated record. The coding region runs from base 123 to 3323 and encodes 1066 amino acids. Gene Ontology annotation, biological process: protein secretion. The transcript has 18 exons. Lineage: Eukaryota; Metazoa; Chordata; Actinopteri; Syngnathiformes; Syngnathidae.